AUGCGAAGAAGGCAGCUGGCAAGAAGUCCCAAGCGGCAGCCGUUGCCGCACAGUAUCAAGAAGUAUAGCCCGGCAGAUUUGCAGCAGGGCCUGAAGAGAGGGACGCUCUUCCGUGCCGUGAUCCGCUACAAUGCCUCGGAUACCUCCCAGGCCUUCGCCACCCUGCCGGGCCUCUCUCACGACAUCCUUAUCAAGGCCAUGGCUGCUGCAACUGGCACCCAGCACCUUCUGGUGUCGGGUCGUGUCCUCCAGUGGAAGGAUGGCAUGGAGUGCCCGACGGCCGAGGUGCGAGGCAGCCUGGGGCAGGCUGGCGACCUCCUCAGUGAGACUGCUGCCUGUCUGGCCAGCGAAGGCAUCACCCAGGGUGACUCGUUCGACAGCAAGGUGAUGGCCUGCCUGCCCCAGACUCCCUGGCGCAUCGGCGAAGAAGAAUGCGUGGGGCGUCGGGACCUGCGGUCCGCCCGCACCUUCUCCAUAGACCCUCCCACUGCCAGGGAUCUGGAUGACGCCCUGUCCAUUCAGGAACUGGGGGGUGGCAGCUACCGCGUGGGCGUCCACAUCGCAGACGUGUCCCACUUUGUCAGGCAUGCGACUGAGCUGGAUGAGGAGGCCCUGACCCGCUCUACAAGUGUCUACAUGGUGCACAAUGUCAUUCCCAUGCUGCCACGACUCCUUUGCGAGGAGCUGUGCAGCUUGAACGCGGGGGUGGAUCGCCUCGCCUUUUCUAUCGUCUGGGACAUGGGCGCAGACGGCAGCAUUCGGAGCACAUGGAUCGGGAGGAGCAUCAUCCACUCCUGCGCCAAGCUUUCCUACCUGCACGUCCAAGAGGUCCUGGAGGGGAGGGAGCCAGCAGACUGCCCAGGCCUGACCCCCGUGGUCCUGACCCCGGGGCACACAUGGGAGGAGAUAAAGAGGGACUGCCUGGCCCUCCACGCCUUGGCCAAGGCCCUGAGGGCCGCGCGCUUUCAGCGAGGAGCCCUGCGGCUCGACAACACCAAGCUGUUCUUUGCCUUGGAUAAGGCUGGGAACCCCACGGAUGCCAACCGGCUGGUGGAGGAGUUCAUGCUGCUGGCCAACACCACUGCAGCCAACAAGAUCGCCGAUGUCUUCCCAGACAGGGCGCUGCUGCGCCGCCAUCCGGCGCCGAGCCCGUCCAAGCUCACGCAGCUGGCUGGGCAGCUGGAAGCCCUGAAUGUCACCCUGGACGUCAGAACAGCAGGGUCCCUGCAAGCAUCACUGGAGCGGCUGCGUGCCACGCACAGCGAUGCAAACCUUGUCAGCGCCGUCACGCAGAUGGUCACCAAGCCCAUGACGACGGCAGCCUACUUCUGCACGGGCACGUCAGAGGACGCCUCCGGCUGGGGGCACUACGCGCUGGCGGCCCCGCGGUACACCCACUUCACCUCGCCCAUCCGGCGGUACCCAGACGUGGCCGUGCACCGCCAGCUGGCCGCCGCCCUGGAGGUGGAGGCGGGCGCCGAGCCGGCCGUGGCGCUGCAGCGCUGGGGCUGCCCGGAGGCGGAGGAGCUGGAGCGCAUCGCGCUGCACUGUAACGAGAGGAAGUCGGCUGCCAAGGCGGUACAGGACGGCGUCCUGUACCUACACCUCCUGCAGAUGCUGGAGCGGAAGCCGCACGCCUGCUGGGCAGUGGUGGUGGGCGUGGGCGGCCCGCGCUAUCUGGACGUGUACAUUCCCCUGAUUGGCAAGGAGCUGAGGGUGCAGGUGUCGGACCUGGUCGCACCGGGGCCGUCCCCACGGAACGUGGUCGGUGCCUGGGACAAGCAGGACAUGCGGCUCACGCUGUCGGCGGGGCAGCAAGAGGCUGAAGCUGAGUGGGCCAAGGCACUGCGGCCGGUCGUGGUCGCUCCAGGCGUGGAGUCCGCAUGCCUCCCGCUCACGCUUAGACUGCUGAGUCAGCUGCCCCUGAUCGUCACCAGCAAGACCCGCGGGGAUGGGAGCCCUGCAUACCUGAUCGCCACGGCGUACCUUGCCGGCCCUGCAGUGACUCAGCCCACGCCAAUGCUGGAUCAGGCAUGA
This is a messenger RNA of Auxenochlorella protothecoides, 2037 nucleotides long. Its product is annotated as DIS3-like exonuclease 2. Gene Ontology annotation, cellular component: P-body; exosome (RNase complex). The transcript is spliced from 16 exons. The record is from RefSeq and is a predicted model, not a curated record. Gene Ontology annotation, molecular function: RNA binding; 3'-5'-RNA exonuclease activity. The coding region runs from base 1 to 2037 and encodes 678 amino acids. Gene Ontology annotation, biological process: mRNA catabolic process. Lineage: Eukaryota; Viridiplantae; Chlorophyta; Trebouxiophyceae; Chlorellales; Chlorellaceae.